This is a messenger RNA of Chanos chanos (milkfish), 7090 nucleotides long. Its product is annotated as tetratricopeptide repeat protein 28-like. NCBI's taxonomy places the organism in Eukaryota, Metazoa, Chordata, Actinopteri, Gonorynchiformes, Chanidae. The transcript has 25 exons. Gene Ontology annotation, molecular function: protein binding. The record is from RefSeq and is a predicted model, not a curated record. The coding region runs from base 1 to 7071 and encodes 2356 amino acids.
AUGCCCUAUGAGUUCACAGCAAAGAGUUCUCGAGCUCACCCCCUCUCACCAGAGUUCGCCAAAUCUCUCCUUAAAGAGAUGCAGCACCCUCCAGCAUACUUCCGACAGGGCGUGGCUCUUCAGUACCUUGGUCGCCAUGCCGACGCGUUGGCUGCCUUUGCCUCAGGGCUUGCUCAGGACCCCAAGAGUUUGCAGCUUCUGCAGGGCAUGGUGGAGGCCACACUCAAGUCUCCCUUACGCGAAUCAGUGGAACCCACCUAUCAGCAGCUACAGAAGAUGAAGUUGGACCGGAGCCCGUUUGUUGUGGUUUCUGUGAUUGGUCAAGAGCUGCUGUCAGUCGGACAUCACGCAGCAUCUGUUGUGGUUCUGGAGGCGGCACUGAAAAUCGGCACCUGCAGCUUAAAACUCCGCGGCUCUGUUUGUUCCGCCCUCGGCACUGCCCACUGGUUGCUUGGCAACACAGAGAAGAGCAUCACCUUUAUGCAGCAGGACCUGGAGGUUGCCAAGUCAUUAGGUGAUGAGGCUGGGGAAUGCCGUGCCUAUGGGAAUCUGGGCUCGGCAUUCUUCUCCAAAGGGAAUUAUCGGGAAUCUCUGACCAACCACCGCAACCAGCUAAUGCUAGCAAUGAGACUGAAAGAUCGGGAGGCCGCAUCCUCAGCUCUCUGCAGUUUGGGCCAUGUAUACACAGCGAUUGGGGAUUACCCCAACGCUCUGGCCAGUCACAAACAGUGUGUCCUCCUGGGCAAACAGGGCAAAGAUCGGCUGUGUGAGGCACGGGAGCUUGGAAACAUGGGCGCUGUCUAUAUCGCUAUGGGAGACUUUCAGAAUGCUGUCCAGUGCCAUGAGCAACAUUUGGACAUUGCCAAGGCUCUGGGAAACAAACACGAGGAGGCCAGGGCUUACAGUAACCUGGGCAGUGCCCACCACUACCACCGUAACUUCGAUAAAGCCAUGUCAUACCACACGCGUGUGCUGGAGCUGGCACAGGAGCUACAGGAGAAGGCCAUGGAGAUGAGGGCCAACGCCGGGCUAGGACACGCCGCACGCUGCAUGCAGGACCUGGAACGGGCCAAACAGUACCACCAAAAACAGCUGAGCAUCGCAGAGGAACUCGGAGACCGCGCAGCUGAGGGAAGGGCUUUAUCCAAUCUGGGUAUAAUCCACCAGAUGAAAGGCGACUAUGAAACCGCGUUGAAACUCCAUAAAACACACCUCUCUAUUGCCCAGGAGCUCAGAGACUAUGCCGCCCAGGGCAGAGCCUAUGGAAACAUGGGAAAUGCCUACAGUGCUUUGGGUGAGUUUAAUCAGGCUGUGCAGCACCACCGUCAGGAACUCCAAAUCUCCACGGAGGUCAACGACCGAGCAUCCCAGGGCUCCACCCACGGGAACCUGGCGGUGGCGUACCAGGCUCUGGGCGCCCAUGACCGUGCACUGCAGCAUUACCAGCACCACCUCGGCAUCGCCCGGGAGCUCCGCGACGUUCAGAGCGAAGCACGUGCGCUGAGUAACCUGGGAAACUUUCACUGCUCGCGCGGUGAGUUUGCCCAGGCCCUGCCCUUCUACGAGCAGUACCUGAGCCUGUCACCAGACCUGCAGGACAUGGAGGGCGAGGGGAAAGUCAGCCACAACCUGGGCUACGCGCACUACUGCCUGGGGAACUACCAAGACGCGGUUAAAUACUACGAGCAGGAUCUGGCCUUGGCCAAAGACCUUCAUGACAAAGUGAGUCAGGCCAAAGCCUACUGUAACCUGGGCCUGGCCUUUAAGGCUCUGGGAGACUUUGUUAAGGCAAAAGAGUGUCAGAGGUACCUGCUGUCACUGGCACAGUCUCUGGGUAACACACAGGCACAGUUCUGUGCCCUGGGGAACUUAGGAGACAUUUCGGUCUGCGAGAAAGACGUGACUGCAGCAGUGCAGUUUUACGACCAGCAGCUGGCCCUCGCGGUUCAGGUGAGGGAUCGGCAUAUGGAGGCCCGUGCCCAUGGCUCCCUGGGGGCAGCACACCGAUUGGUCCAGAAGUUUGACAGCGCUCUGAGCCACCAUUCAAAAGAGCUGGUGGUUUGGCAAGAACUCUCUGAUGUUCUGGGGGAGAGUAAGGCCCAUGGGCACCUGGCCUUGGUCUACAUGUCUCUGGGUCAGUACCCAGCGGCCUUCCAAUGCUAUAAAGACCAGCUGGAGCUCAGUCAACAGCUGGGCCACCCUGGCAUGCAAGCGCAAGUUUAUGGAAACAUGGGCAUCACCAGGAUGAAUGUGGGUAUGAUGGAGGAGGCCAUUGGGUACCUGGAGCAGCAGCUGGCAAUGCUGCAGCAGGUUAGCGGACAGGAGGGGCUGAUGGACCGCGGACGAGCUUUUGGGAGCCUUGGAGACUGCUACACGGUUCUGGGCGACCAUGACGAGGCAGUAAAAUACCAUGAGCGUUAUCUGGCCGUGGCACAGAGUCUGGGCCGUCUGCAGGACCAGGAGAAAGCUUACCGCAGCCUGGGGAACGGACACAGGUCUUUGGGGAACCUGCAGCAGGCUCUGGUCUGUUUUGAGAAGUGCUUAGUUCUUGCCCAUGACCUGGGUGGGUGUAGCGGCAAAGCUGCAGCAUAUGGAGAGCUUGGGAAACUGCACAGUAUGCUGGGUAAUCACGAGCAGGCCCUGUCAUGCCUUGAGCACCAGCUGGGCAUCGCCAUAGAAACGGCAGAUCAUCCCCUGGAGGCCGACGCCAGCUGCGGUCUGGGGUCGGUGUAUCGGGCCGUCGGCGACCUGGAGCGGGCACUGCAGUGCCACCAGCGUGAGCUGGAGAUUGCUGAGGACAUCAGCUGCCCCACGCGCCACGCCCGCGCCUACGGCAACCUGGGGUUGACUCACGAGUCGCUAGGCAACCAUGAGCGUGCGGUAGCGUUCCAGGAGCAGCAUCUGAGUGUGGCUGCACAGAACAAUGACCUGGCGGCCAAAAUACUGGCCUACGGCAGCCUGGGCAGGACACACCAUGCACUUGAGAACUACUCACAGGCAGUAAUGUACCUGCAGGAAGGGCUGAGGCUGGCGGAGCAGUUGAGUCGUUCUGAAGAUGAGGCGAAGAUCCGCUAUCACUUGGGUCUGUCAUUGUGGACCAGUGGUAAACUGGAGGAAGCACAACAUCAGCUGGACAAGGCGUCAGUGCUGUUUGAGACCAUUCGGAAUGAAUCACAGUACAGUUCAGAUUAUAAACUAUCGCUGUUCCACCUGCAGACCUCCUGUUACCAGGCCUUACAAAGAGUCCUUGUUAGUCUAGGUCGUCAUGAUGAGGCUCUUGCUGUGGCUGAGCGGGCCCGCACACGGGCGUUUGUGGAUCUGUUGGUGGAGAGACAGACAGGACAACAGGACUCCACUACACCCAGCACAGUGGAACACAUCCUGAACACAGUCAACACACAGAAAGCGCUGGUUCUCUAUUACUCUCUGGCAGCAGGCUACCUCUACAGCUGGCUUCUUGCACCUGGAACAGGCAUCGUGAAGUUCAGUGAGGUGUAUCUGGGAGUUGGUGUAGCAGAGGGAGACGCUGAGCUGGAGGGAGAUGGAGGUGGUGGUGUAAGUGUGGCUUCCUCUUUGGAGCAGUUCAUUACAAAUGCUCGCCAGGCCUUAGGAGUUGACUCCUACAGCAGGUACUGCAGUUAUAGUGAGACAGACAGUCAGGGUGCUGAUGGCAGUGAUCAGCAGGAUGAGGAGCUAAGCAGGAGCAUGCGCAUUCUGUCCAGAAACAACCUUCUCAACCGGAGCCGUCAGAGUCUGCUCAGUCAGUCUCCUGUUAAAGAGGACAUCUGGACUCUUUCCUCUGGCCCGGGCACUCUGAACACAGCUGCACUGCGGACUCUCUACGACCUCCUCAUUGCGCCCAUGGAGGGGGGUCUGAUGCACUCCAGUGGUGCGGUGGGUAGACACAGACAGCUGGUUCUGGUUCUGGAGGGUGAGCUAUAUCUGGUCCCAUUUGCUCUGCUGAAGGGAAGCUUGUCAAAUGAAUACCUGUAUGAACGAUUCAGUCUCCUCACAGUGCCCUCCUUACACAGCCUGGAAACACACAGCAAGACACACCCAUAUGAGACCAGCCCUGUGCCCAGUAGUGUUUCCAUGGCAGCGGUGGUCGGUAACCCUCGCCUACCCCCGGCCGCUGUCGACCGCUGGCACUGGGUGCCCAUGCCCUCUGCGGAGGAUGAGGCCAACACGGUCGCCAAGCUUCUCGGGUGCCGGGCACUGACGGGCACCUCUGCCGUCAAAGAGAAGGUGACGGCUGCCCUGUGCCAGUCCGAGUGCAUUCACUUCGCUACCCACAUCUGCUGGAGACUGGCAGCCCUGGUGCUGGCACCCUGCCAGGAUGGAGGGAGGGCAGGAGGAGGAAAAGGAUCGUGUGGAAGUGAACGUCCAGUAACUGGUGAACGUCCAGUAACUGGUGAACGUCCAGUAACUGGUGAAUGUCCAGUAACUGGUGAAGAGAGUGAUGUUGGGAGUGUGUGUGAUGCUCCGGCUCUGCUCACGGCCGCAGACAUUCUGGACCUCAGGCUGUCUGUCAAACUGGUGGUACUGGGGUCCUAUCUGGAGGGCAGUAGUAAGCCGACUGCGGAGGGCGUGAUGGGUUUGACCCGUGCCUUCCUGGCUGCAGGCGCGCAGUGUGUACUGGUGUCUCUGUGGCCAGUUCCUGUCGCCGCCUCUAAAGUUUUUGUCCACGCCUUCUACUCUGCCCUGCUCAACGGUGCCAAAGUCAGCAUCGCGCUCACAGACGCCAUGAGAACUCUACAGAACCGCACAGAGUAUUCACACCCCUCUAACUGGGCCGGUUUUGUGCUGAUUGGCAGCGAUGUGAAACUGAACAGCCCCUCAUCUCUGAUUGGCCGAGCUCUGACUGAGAUCCUGCAGCAUCCUGACGAGGCCAGAGAUGCUCUUCGUGUUCUCCUUCACCUGGUGGAGAAGUCUCUACAGCGUAUCCAGAGUGGCCAGCGUAAUUGUAUGUACACAUCUCAGCAGAGUGUGGAGAAGAAGGUGGGGGGUCUUCCUGGUUGGCAGACGCUCCUCACAGCUGUGGGAUUCCGUUUGGAUUCGGCCGGGUCGGGAAUCCCUGCGGCCGUGUUCUUCCCCACGGCAGACCCCGGAGACCGCCUCCAGCACUGCAGCGCCUCUCUUCAGUCCUUACUGGGUCUUCCUCCCCCGGCGCUGCAGGCCCUGUGUAAGGUCGUGGUGACGUCAGAGGCAGGAGAGGAACUCGUUAGUAAGGCUGUGAAGAACAUGGUUGGGAUGCUCCAUCAGGUUGUGGUCCAGUUCCAGUUGGGGGAGAGGGAGCAGGACUCCUCUCCGCUGCCCAGUGCUGUGUCCCUCAGUGUCCAGCUCUGGAGACUCCCUGGAUGUCACGAGUUCCUCGCUGCUCUCGGGUUUGAUUUGUGCGAGGUGGGUCAGGAGGAGGUCGUUCUGAAGACGGGGAAACAGGCGAAUCGUCGCACUCUGCACUUUGCCCUCCAGUCUUUACUGGCUGUGUUCGAUUCAACAGAACUGCCAAAACGUCUGAGCAUGGACAGCUCGUCCUCCCUCGAGUCACUCACAUCAGCCCAGUCAGUUUCCAACCCUCCCUCCCUGUGCCACCCCAACCUGCCUCUCUCCCCCCUCUGCCCUGACAGCCUGGGCUCUGACGCCAUCUCCCUCUACAGCCUGGGCUCUGUGGCAUCUUCCCUGAGUUUCAUCUCUAAGCCUGAGAAUGACACCUUUGGCCAGAGGUUUCGUGGUGGUGGAACAUUCGGGUCUCUCACAUCACACAAGCUCCCCAACGGGGUUUCCCGUUGUAGGUCUUCACCGCAGGGAGUGGGAGAGCCCUCUGUGUUAGGAGGUGAUGAGGAGCAGUAUGGAGGUUUCUCCAUCAUUAGCAGUGAGCCUCUGGCCAGACGCAGUGACUCAUUACCUCUCCCACAGAGACGCCGUUUGUCUAGUGUAGCUGUUAUUGAUGGAGUUACGGCUUGUUCAGGCACAGGACAGGGAUACAAAGUGUGUGUCUCCUCAAAGGGCAGUGUUAGCACACCUACCUCCCCUCUGAAAGCAGAUCUGAAGCCUAGCCCUACCUCACCUUUUCAGAACGUGGGUAAGGUGAGCAGAUGUGACACAGGUGAGCUGGACCAGCCCAGCACAGAGACAGACGGCACAGUCAAGUCUCGAGAGGACAGGAUGAGUUCAGUGACACUGGAUCCUCAGGAACUUGCUCAGAAAAUUCUUGAAGAAACUGAGAGCCACCUCAGGGCGAUGAACAGCCUCCACACGGUAAAGGCAAAGGGUGUGGCCUCCAUGUCUGUUCUAAAUUCCCCAGUCUUCCGCUCCUCAGACACCAGUGCGUUCAGUCGACCCAAAAGCAACGUUAGCCCCCAAGAACCAUCCCAGUGCCCAAAACCACCCUGGUGUACCUCAUCCCUCCAAAACACCAGCUCUGGCCACAGCAGUCCUACCACGGCAGAGACCUCUCAAAAAAAGGUUAGACACCCCUCACCAUUUCUCAGCCGUCUUGACCAGUUUAAGAGGAAACACCCCAGUUCCCCUUAUGACGGUCACAUCUCUCAUUCCCUGAGCUUUGUGUCCCCGGGCCCAGGGCACCAGUCUUACUCUUCCACUGGCUCUCCUGGCUCAGCUGGUUUUGGAGCCACAGAUUCUGUGGACCUUGACCAUUUGAGGAGACUCAGCCCUGGUGAAAGGGUCCAGGCUGUGCACAGUCUGAAGAUGUUCUCCACCAGCGACACUUCUGUUCAGCUGCAGAAACAACUGCACACUGAUCCUCUGUCAGGGUUUUCAGGAAAACUGAUGUCGGGCAAGAGCAAUGUCCUUGGGCUGUUCAACCUCUCACCGCGUCACUGCCCCUCUGGACGUGGACAGGACUGUCUGGCCUCUCUGGACAAGAGCUCCAGUGAUGGCGAUAAAGGCACCAACAUUCAGAAAGCCAUUCCCUCGUCCACCAUCUCUGCACGAAGCAGUCCAGGAAGUCACCCAGUACACCGGCCCACUGGUCACCCAGUACACCAGCCCACUGGAAACGGAUGUAAGUCCCUCUCAUCAGGCAGAUUCUUUCCCACCUCCAAAUGUUAAGAUGUCUCAAGCUGCUUUG